AUAUAUAUAUAAAUUGAAUCAUGGAGAAGUAAAUAAAUGACAGAAAGUGCGAGAGAGAAGAGAGAGAUAGAAGCCAUGGCUUCAAAGGCGAAAUUCUUCCUUAUCCUUUCAUUGCUGAGUGCGAGUGUAAGCUAUUCCAUUGCAGAGGAUCCAGUUCCAACCCCAUGGCCUCUUCAAUUUCAUUCCAUUCUCCUCAUGAACUACUCCGGAAUUCCUCAGAUAAUCAACCUCUGGUACGACUGGCCUAAUGGUCGGAACUUCAACAUCAUCCAACACCAGCUCGGCAACGUUCUCUACGACCUCGAAUGGAACAAUGGUACUUCCUUCUUCUACACUUUAGAUUCCUCCAAGACUUGCUCUUCUGCUCAGCUUGAGGUCGGUAUUCUCCGACCCAAUUGGCUCGAUGGAGCCAAAUAUCUCGGGCAACGCCAUGUCGACGGCUUCCUUUGCAAUGUCUGGGAGAAAGUUGAUUUCAUUUGGUAUUAUGAAGAUGUUGAAACCAAGAGACCUGUUCAUUGGCUCUUCUACACUGGAAGACAGGCUCAUGUGAUGACAUUUGAAGUGGGUGCUGUGCUAGAGGAUGAGAAAUGGCAAGCCCCUGUUUACUGCUUUGAUGGCACGGGAACUACUGUCAAUGAUGUGGCUCUACACCAGAAUUUGCCUCUAAUGCCUGAUGUUAAUAAUAGGCUUCUCCACCAGAAUUACCCUGCUAUUUGACAUCUUUUUUGUAGUCCCAUUGCGCUGAACUUGUUGGAUAAUUUGAAUAAAUUAGACAUUGAAGUUUGUAUUUAUAUCUUCAUGUUCAAGUGAAUAUAAAAUUGCCAAGUAUCUUUCUAAAUA
Messenger RNA from Cucumis melo (muskmelon), 840 nucleotides. RefSeq lists its product as uncharacterized. Lineage: Eukaryota; Viridiplantae; Streptophyta; Magnoliopsida; Cucurbitales; Cucurbitaceae. The coding region runs from base 37 to 717 and encodes 226 amino acids. The transcript is spliced from 2 exons. The record is from RefSeq and is a predicted model, not a curated record.